CACCUAUUCGGAAAAUGGAGAUAUUUUUGAGGAGUUUAGGAGAUCCUGGAUUUCAGCAAGGAGUUGCUGUUGAUUUAGAUGUAAACCAAAGCACUGUAUCCAGAACCUUGAUUACUGUAUCUGAAGCAGUUUAUUCCAAGAGAAAUAACUGGAUAACAUUUCCUAAUACUAACGAUUCACUUGGAGUUGCUAUCAAUGAGUGGGCAAAUACCAAGCGAAUGCCAGUGUCAUAG
This is a messenger RNA of Acanthoscelides obtectus, 233 nucleotides long. The record is from the annotation of a GenBank genome assembly. NCBI's taxonomy places the organism in Eukaryota, Metazoa, Arthropoda, Insecta, Coleoptera, Chrysomelidae.